Messenger RNA from Thamnophis elegans (Western terrestrial garter snake), 1290 nucleotides. RefSeq lists its product as uncharacterized. Gene Ontology annotation, cellular component: blood microparticle; immunoglobulin complex, circulating; external side of plasma membrane. The transcript is spliced from 5 exons. Lineage: Eukaryota; Metazoa; Chordata; Lepidosauria; Squamata; Natricidae. Bases 1 to 1290 code for a protein of 429 amino acids. Gene Ontology annotation, molecular function: immunoglobulin receptor binding; antigen binding. Gene Ontology annotation, biological process: complement activation, classical pathway; phagocytosis, recognition; positive regulation of B cell activation. The record is from RefSeq and is a predicted model, not a curated record.
AUGUUAAUUUUAAAAGCUCCUUUCUUUUUAGGAGUCCAAUCUCAAGUCCAGUUGGUGGAGUCUGGAGGGGAUGUGAGAAGACCUGGGGAGUCCCUCCGUCUCUCCUGCCAAGCCUCUGGAUUCACCUUCAGCAGCUAUUUAAUGAACUGGGUGAGACAGGCUCCAGGGAAAGGACUUGAAUGGGUGGCAUUCGUAAGCGAUGGUUCUGUUAGAAUUACAUACUCAGACAAAGUGAAGGGAUGCUUCACCGUCUCCAGGGACAAUGCCAAAAGCCAGCUGUAUCUGCAAAUGAACAGCCUCAAACCCGAAGACACAGGAGUCUAUUACUGUGCAAGAGACACAGUGAGAGGAAGUAUAUGCAAAUCAAGGAACAAUUUCCCCUUUAAAGGAGUCCAAUGGUUUGCCUCCCAAAUAAACAUUGUGUUAUUUUCUGAUCUAUCUCUUUUCACUUCCUGCCAAUCAUUAGAGUGGGCAAACAUGUGGCUAAACCUUGUGUCCUUACUAGCAGUCCUCAAAGGAGUCCAGUCUCAAGUCCAGUUGGUGGAGUCUGGAGGGGAUGUGAGAAGACCUGGGGAGUCCCUCCAUCUCUCCUGCCAAGCCUCUGGAUUCACCUUCGGCAACUAUGCCAUGAGCUGGGUGAGACAGGUUCCUGGGAAAGGACUGGAAUGGGUUGCACUCAUCUAUUAUGAUUCCAGUAAAAGGUUCUACUCAGACAAAGUGAAGGGACGCUUCACCAUCUCCAGGGACAAUGCCAAAAGCCAGUUGUAUCUGCAAAUGAACAGCCUCAAGGCUGAAGACACGGCAGUCUAUUACUGUGCAAGACACACAGUGAGAGGAAGUGAAUCUGAAACCAUACAAGGACAGAAAAUGGUCUUGCAACUUGUCUUGGUGUCCAUAUUAGUUCUCUUUCAAAGAGUCCAAUCUCAGGUCCAGCUGAUGGAGUCUGGAGGGGAUGUGAGAAGACUUGGAGAGUCCCUUCGUCUCUCCUGCGAAACAUCUGGAUUCACCUUCAGCAACCAUUACAUGUACUGGGUUAGAAAGGCUCCAGGGAAAGGACUGGAAUUGUUGGCCAGCAUAAGUACAAGCUCAUCUCCUUCCACUUACUACCCAGAUAAAGUCAAGGGCUGCUUUACCAUCUCCAGGGAUGAUUCCCGCAGCCAUCUGUAUCUGCAAAUGAACAAUCUCAAACUGGAGGACACAGCUGCCUAUUACUGCUCAACUUGCACAGUGAGAGGAAGUGAAUCUGAUGCAGAGCAAAAACUUUCACAACAGAGCAGCUGUGAAAAUUGA